Colletotrichum navitas is the source of this 594-nucleotide messenger RNA. RefSeq lists its product as uncharacterized. The record is from RefSeq and is a predicted model, not a curated record. Bases 96 to 560 code for a protein of 154 amino acids. NCBI's taxonomy places the organism in Eukaryota, Fungi, Ascomycota, Sordariomycetes, Glomerellales, Glomerellaceae. The transcript has a single exon.
UAAUGAUUGUUGCAUAGGAAACGUAAUUAAAAUGCAUUAAACAAACCAGGAGCUUGUUGGCAGACGGACCUUUUGACGUUGACCUUUGGGUAUUAAUGGCCAUUGUCUUGCCGUCAAGACAUAAUAGCCUACCGAUAUUACCGACCAGGUGUCAGGCUGUGUGUUGCUUGGCGCUGACCACUGAUCCGUUUACUGUUUCCAUGCACGAUGGCUUGCUUCGCUUCCACCAUGUCCGUCUCAUGUUCGUCCCAUGCUUUACGCAACAGCCCUUGACAUACCUACGCAAACUACAACAAGGCACGGACGCAGUAACAGACCCGACAGCAUGGUUAAGCUCUGGAGGGCGGGACGGCAAAAGCAGAUGUAACCAUGCGCCGACACAUAUCCCGUCGCUAUCAAACGGUCUGCGACGUAGCCAGGUAACGCGCGCAGGCGAUCUUUUGCAGGUAUGCCUACCUCCAGGGUUCUACGGGGUAGUAAUGCACUUUCACCGGGUGUGCGGUCGAUGGGCGUCGCACGGCGAGCACGAGGGAGAACUCCAGGGAGAGGCGGCGGGAUGACUGACAUGGGAACGCCUGUGUCUCUCCCCUUCAA